Molecule: messenger RNA, 197 nt
Organism: Ectocarpus siliculosus
Lineage: Eukaryota; Phaeophyceae; Ectocarpales; Ectocarpaceae
Source: the annotation of a GenBank genome assembly
AUGCUCUACCGCGAAGCAAAAACGGCGCGAAAGGGCUCUUUGAUGGGGGCAAACAACGUUGCACGCACGCGCCUAGUCCAAAAAAGACUGAUUGCUGCAGUCACGAGGCAGCAACGUCUGGAACAACUGCUGCCGCUCGACGCACGCGGGCUGCGCACGCGGACUGCGGGCGGCGGCUUUCCGCGUCCAAUCAGGUA